Messenger RNA from Soboliphyme baturini, 840 nucleotides. The record is from the annotation of a GenBank genome assembly. NCBI's taxonomy places the organism in Eukaryota, Metazoa, Nematoda, Enoplea, Dioctophymatida, Soboliphymatidae.
AUGGAAGAAAUUGCUCACAACGCUGUGCAGUUUUACUGGAAUCCAACCGAGCAACCGGUUAAGAUCAACGUGGCCGUGCAGUGUUUAAGUACCGACUUCAGCAACCAGAAGGGCGUGAAGGGUCUGCCGCUGCAUUUGCAGAUAGAUACGUUUGACGAGGCUCACAGCAAGAACGUUCCGUUCCAUCGAGGAUACUGCCAAAUCAAGGUCUUCUGUGAUAAGGUACGAGUUCGUUUUCAAAUACGGCAUAAUGCACAGACUAGGCCAUCCGAUGACACUAGACAAGGAAGAAGGAGAAAGAAGAGCGACGGCGAAUACCACGAACUAUGCGAACGAUCGGAAUUCUAUCAUAUGAGCAACCUAACGAAACCGGCCGUGCUUUUCGUACCGCCGGAGGAUUACGAAAGGUUCCCCCCAGUCGAGAGCUUUUACUGUAUUGAUGGCGCAGGCUUGCAAACUUUGGUAAAAGAAGAGACGUCGGAAAAUGACUCCGCUUCGCCAUCUCCGAAACGGACGAAAGCGUAUCCCACUGAUCGAGUGAUGAUAUAUGUAAGAAAAUCUGAAGAUAGUAUUUUCACACCCCUGCAUGUAAUCCCCCCAUCUGUUGAUGGCCUGAUUAACGCUAUACAGCUUAAAUACAACAUCGAUGUCAGCCGAAUUACCGGGCUGUAUAAGCAGUGCAAGAAAGGAAUUACGGUGCAAAUAGACAACGAUAUGAUUCGCCAUUACUGUAAUGAAGACUCGUUCAUUAUACAAAUCAAUUCCAGUGAUGACGGUUCCAGCUACACUGUAUCGCUGAUGGAAUUAGACCGAGUGGAUUCAGUGUCGCCGUCACUGUAG